Messenger RNA from Sus scrofa (pig), 2805 nucleotides. RefSeq names its product sperm tail PG-rich repeat containing 2 (gene STPG2). Lineage: Eukaryota; Metazoa; Chordata; Mammalia; Artiodactyla; Suidae. The record is from RefSeq and is a predicted model, not a curated record.
ACCGGAAGCACGGGGGCGGGCGUUUCCUCAUUAAGCUCGUCCCUUAAGAUGAGCGCUUUGGCUCGCGGUUGGUGAACGGAUGGUUGUGUGGGAUGGCUCAUCUCACUCCUAAACAAUUUUCUGCAGGGCUAGAAAUCAACCUGGGGUAAAUCUGACACUAAUGAGCAAGUGGGCCGAUAGUCUCUAAGGUAGCUGCUCCAUUAACGCAAGUUCUUCCUGGGGCUCCAGAGAUGGUUGACGGCUUCCUUUGGCUCCACGUCUCUGCUGGCCGUCUAGUUUAUACCAUUGCGGGCGCACCGCUCCCCGACCCCACGCCAUUAUGUACGAUCGGGCUCCUCGCUUGCUUAGAUUGGCUGAAGGUGGCAGCACUGAGGAUCAUGUGGGUCCUGGAUCCUACCAGGUACCUUUCCUGAAGCAGCAGGCAGCAGGUGGCUAUGCUCCAUUCCUUUCUUUGGCUGCCAGAGAAAGUACUUUGACUGUUGCCUCUAACACUGAGAAAGCUAUUCCAGGUCCCGGACACUAUAAUGUUUCAGAAGUACAGUAUAAUAUAAAAGGAGGCCAAAGUCUGCAAAACCGGGAAAAACGUUUUAAGAAGUUUAUUUCAGAUGGUCCAGGACCAGGAAGCUAUGCUCAGUCUUACCCUGGAACAUUACAUGUCACGAACAGGAAAAUACUAGCGGCUAAAGAGCAUCCUCAGUCAAAAAUUUCAAGGGCACUUACAGUUUCCAGAAGUGUUUAUGUUCCUUCAAUUCCUUCUUGUGGACAGUCGUAUGGUUAUCAUAUUAAUGAGGAUGACAGUAUCAUAAAACACUUUCCACCAGCUAGUGAUGGCACACUGGGUCCAGCAUACUAUAAACCUCAAUUUGAUUUUUCAAAUGUAACUUUGAAAUACAAGGGGAUACAUUUUGGCAACUCUUUGGGAAGACUUGAGUUACCUAUAAAGUUAGGGCCUGGUCCUGGACAGUAUGAUAUAAUCCAGAAAAAGACAACACACUAUGAAAAUAUUAACAUCAAGAAAGAUCAACAGCCAAAUUAUUACUCAAAUCUCCCACGAUUUUAUGAAGUAAUAAUAUUGCAAGAGGAAAAAAAGGGAGUACCAGGUCCUGGAAAAUAUGACAUUAAAAGUCAAUUUCAGAAGACUGAAAGUAUGACAUCAAAUGUAAAUGAUACAUCACCUGCUUUUCUUUCUCAAUCCCAGAGGUUUGUACCUGUGAAAUCAAUCACCCCAGCUCCUGGCACAUAUACUGAAUCUCGAACUGCUUUCAAGCCCUUGAAGAAAACAAUAGGACUGAAAAAUACUCCAUUUGGUCAAAGUGCUGCUCGAUUCACACAAGACUCUAAGACAGAGAAAACGCCAGGUCCUGGGUUUUAUAACAUCCUAAACAAUACUUUAAUUGACAACUUGAGAAAUACUUGCUUGAAGAAACAAAAGAAAAGUGCAUUUGGUUUCGUUCCUCGGACUCUCUUCCUAGUUCAGAAAAAAAUGUUUACUACUCCUGGGCCUGCUGAUUAUAAGGUCGGUGGGAUUUCUCAUGAACUACCUAACUUGACUAACCGCUACGCUGCUUUCUUGUCAAGAACAGAAAGAACUACUAAACUCUCAGACACGGGUGUGCCAGCUCCAGGAGCCUAUGAUGUACAAAAAUCAUAUGUGAUGUCCCAAGUUCAACAUAAAUACAUGCCACCUCGCAGCUUUGUAGCUAAGAUAAAACACACCUCUUUUCUUAGCACAACUCCUCGGUGCCUGGACAAUAUGAUUGAUGGACCUGGGCCUGCAACGUAUAAUCCUGUUUUACAGAAACCUUGCUCCAUACCCAUAUUUAUUACAGCAUCACAGCGUUUUAAAGAUUCCAAAGAGAUUACUCCUGGUCCAGUGACAUAUGAGGUUUGUCAAUGAUAUUUCUUUUUUAACAAUAACCCGAGAGUGAAAAAGUUUCCAGGAAGUACUGAAAAAUGUCUUCAUUAAAGUCAUUUCUGUAUGUUCUAUUCUUAUUAUUAUUUUUGGCUAAGAAAGUCUUUUUUAAACAUAUAUUCUGACAUUUCGUAAAGAAUUAUUUAAGAAUUUAAGAAUUAAUUUAUUUAUAAAUACUCUCUACAUUAUUAAUAUAUACUUUUUUACAUCCCUGCAACAUUAAUAUUUACUUGUUUACAUAUACAAAUUGAAAUUUCCAAGUGUUUAUUGAAUUUAUGAAUUUGUUAGAGAGCCCAGAAUAAGAAAGCCUUGUGGAUCCAAUAAAAGCAGGUACUGGUUUUUUAGGUUCUUUUGAUAAAUGUGGAUGGUUUAGUUUGGAUUCAUAAUAAAUAAAUGUCCCAUUGUGCUGUGGAUUUUCCACUUAUUAGGAGCAGGUUUAAAUAAACCUGCAGGGUUUUAGAAAUUGUGUUCACAAUUGGCCUUAAUUCCCCAUUUGGUAUGAAAAAAAUUUUCCUGUUGGCAUCUAGCAUUUAAGAGUUAAUACUCAGUGCAAACCACAAUAAAUGUUCUUUUUUGAGUUAAUUCAUGACAGGUUUAUUUUUAUUGAAUAUAUGUUUUUUUUUCUUAUUUAAAUGUCAUAAUCCAAAUAAUUUUCCAAAAUUCUGUCAAAAUCAGAUUCAUAAUAUAAUAUCAGAAGUAAAACAAGUGAAUAAUGAGUUAUUUUGCCUGUUGGCUGUUGAAUCCCCCAUAAGAUCACUGUUAAUGUCUACUGAUCAAUCAUAAUUAAUUUUAUAAGACUUACUUCAGAAAGGAAGAAUCACCUAAACAGAGUCCUAGUAGUAUUUCAGAGGAUGGGAGUCAAGGGAGACUAUAUAGAUAUUCUCACACACACA